Molecule: messenger RNA, 2942 nt
Organism: Suncus etruscus (white-toothed pygmy shrew)
Lineage: Eukaryota; Metazoa; Chordata; Mammalia; Eulipotyphla; Soricidae
Gene: CTDP1
Product: CTD phosphatase subunit 1
Exons: 13
Coding region: 179-2617 (812 amino acids)
Cellular component (GO): nucleus
Molecular function (GO): RNA polymerase II CTD heptapeptide repeat phosphatase activity
Source: RefSeq, a predicted model, not a curated record
CGCGCCGCCCUCCGGCCCGGCCCCGACCCGCGCGGGCCCCGGGGGCUGCGUGCGCGCCGAGCGCAGGCUGAGAUCGGAGCGCGCCGGCGUGGUGCGGGAGCUGUGCGCGCAGCCCGGCCAGGUGCUGGCCCCCGGAGCGACCCUACUUCGGCUGGAAGAAUGCAGCCACCCGGUGGUGAUGAAGGGCUUGUGUGCCGAGUGCGGCCAGGACCUGACGCAGCUGCAGAGCAAGAAUGGGAAGCAGCAGGUGCCUCUGUCCACGGCCACCGUGUCCAUGGUGCACAGUGUCCCCGAGCUGAUGGUGAGCUCAGAGCAAGCGGAGCAGCUGGGGAGAGAAGAUCAGCAGCGGCUGCACCGGAAUCGGAAGCUGGUGCUCAUGGUCGACCUGGACCAGACCCUGAUCCACACUACAGAGCAGCACUGCCAGCAUAUGUCCAACAAGGGCAUCUUCCACUUUCAGCUGGGCCGCGGUGAACCCAUGCUGCACACCCGUCUGCGGCCACACUGCAAGGAGUUUUUGGAAAAGAUCGCCAGGCUCUACGAGCUGCACGUCUUCACCUUUGGCAGCAGGCUAUAUGCUCACACCAUUGCAGGAUUUUUAGAUCCCGAAAAGAAGCUGUUUUCUCAUCGGAUCUUAUCCAGGGAUGAAUGUAUUGACCCGUUUUCCAAGACAGGGAACCUCAGAAACCUCUUCCCAUGUGGAGAUUCCAUGGUGUGUAUCAUCGACGAUCGAGAAGAUGUCUGGAAGUUUGCUCCCAACUUAAUCACGGUGAAGAAAUACGUGUACUUCCAGGGCACGGGUGACAUCCAUGCACCCUCUGGCCCCCGGGAGCCCCCAGCCCGCAGGAGAGUGAAUCAUUCUCCCAAAGGUGCCGAUGUCCCAGAACACGUCUCAUCCAGCAGAGACCCUGAGGAUGGAAGGCACAUUUCUGGUGUGGAGCAGAGUAACGGCCUCGGGAAGUCCCCAAGGGACUGGCCUGCCCCUGUUGCGAUGGAGGAGCGGGGCGCCCGGUCUACACCCCGUACUGAUGGCAGGGGCCCUUCAGUGGGCCCUUCGCAACAGGGCCGGACGCUGGCAGAGGAGCGGCCUCCUCAGGGCCCAGCAGCCGGGGACCUGCACUUUGAACUCUCCAGUGACAGCUCAAGCAGCAGCGAGUCUGAGGGCCGCUCGUCCUCAGCCUCUGAGGGCGAGAGUGGGGAGCCAAGGAGCCGCCGGAAACCUCAGACUGCACGGGGCGCAGGGAGAGCCGCUCCGCAGGGCGGGGAGAGGCCAACCGGGCCUAACCAUUGUGGCGAUGCAGUGGAUGGACCCGAGGAAGCUGAGCGGGAUGGGCUGUGUGGGCUGGGUGGUGGCUGUGUCGACCGCAAAGAGGCUGAGACUGAGUCACAGAACAGUGAGCUGUCAGGUAUAACAGUGGGCGAGUCCCUGGACCAGAGUGUAGAGGAGGAGGAGGAAGAGGAGGACACGGACGCUGACGACCACCUGGUUCAUCUGGAGGAGAUCCUGGCCCGUGUGCAUGCUGCCUACUAUGCCCAGUAUGACCGCUUCCUCCAAGGAGACCUUCCAGAGGCCCCAGACAUCCGGAAAAUUGUCCCUGAGCUCAAGAGCAAAGUGCUGGCAGACGUGACCAUCCUGUUCAGUGGGCUGCAUCCCACAAACUUCCCUGUUGAGAAGACUCGGGAGCACUACCAUGCCUCAGCCCUGGGGGCUAGGAUCCUCACACAACUGGUGCUGGACCCCAAUGACCCUGACAGGCCCACCCACCUGGUGGCUGCUCGGGCUGGCACGGAGAAGGUACGGCAGGCCCAAGAGUGCGGCCAGCUGCAUGUGGUCAACCCCGACUGGCUGUGGAGCUGCCUGGAGCGCUGGGACCAUGUGGAGGAGCAGCUCUUUCCACUCAGGGAGGACUGUGGCCGCACACACAGGGAGGAUGGUCCAGCCGCCUUCCCCGACAGGCAGAGUGUGCUGCCCCCGGCCUUGUUCCACCCGACACCCGUCCAUCCCAGGACCCAGGCUGGCCCUGAGCUCCGCAUCUACGAUGCCAACACAGGCAAACUCAUCCGGAAGGGCGCUGCAGGCCCUGGCCCCCCAGGCUCCCUGGCCGUCCACGGGGAACACUCCUCCUUCAGAGUUGUUCAGCCUCCUCAGCAGCAGAUGUUCGGCGAAGACUUAGCAGAUAAUCAAGAAGGCACGCAGCCAGGCCCUUCUCGAAGGAAACGGCAGCCCAGCCUGUCGGAGACUCUGCCACUGUACACACUGUGUAAGGAGGACUUAGAGAGUAUGGACAAAGAGGUGGACGACAUCCUGGGAGAAGGCAGCGAUGACAGUGACAGCGAGAAGCGGAAGCCGGAGGAGGAGCCCGAGAGGGGCCCUGAGCACAGGGAGCCCCUGACCUCAGGGGCCCCCCAGGGACACCCCGUACUAAGUGCCCCAUCUGACAAGAGCGCAGUAGAUGGACGUGGGCCCAGGGGUCACAAGAGGAAGCUGAUGGAGGCCGAAUUGGGCAGUGCUUCCAGUGGGGAGUCAAGCUGCGAGGAUGAGGACGAAGAGGGCAGCAGUUCAGAGGCAGAUGAGAUGGCGGCUGCCCUGGAGGCGGAGCUCAGCGACCUCAUUUGAGUUUAGGCAGCCCUGCCACCGGUGCCCCAAGCCUGUGCCCCUCCCCCUGAUGCCCCAUCUACAGACUGCCCCGCAGCCAGGCCUUGGGGAGGAUUGGGGUGACAGUGCAGACCAGCCAAGAUCCAGUGUGGUGACAGCCAGGAAGGAGCACCAGAGCCGGAGGCCCAGAGGCCACCAUUGGGCUGCAGGACCCUCCCCAGGAGUCACUGAAGCGCCAGCCUCAGGAGUCUCACAUCCGGGCUCCCAUGUAAAAUUUUGUAAAUCUUAUUUCAUAGCUGGCCCACCAGAUAAAUUUUCCUUCAUUUAAUAAAGGGCCUUUUUUUAA